CAGUUUGAGAAGAAAAAGCGAAGUACUACCAACGUUACAAGUGGGCAAAUAUUCUGAGCCAGCCUGUACUGUUAGUCGUAGUAUCGAGACACAGUGCGGCUUUGUGGCAGAUGAAAGUAGAAGCCCAUUGGAAGGACAGGGCCAACAACUACUGCGCGAUACAAUUAAACUAAAUUACAGUAUACAGUUCAUGUUUAUACUUGCGAUGCAGAAACGAUUUAUAUUUUGGAAGGGAUGUGAAACGUAGAAAGAUGCAAGGGGAAUACAUCCUCGUAUUCUAUGGAUUGUUAACGUUGGGGCAAUAUAUACAAGCACGAUCGAAUAGACAGCACACCUGGCAAUAUCAAAAUGACGACAUCAAAAGUACGUCACUACAAGAGACAUGGUCGGGGUGGUCUCAGUGGUCUGCUUGUUCACGCACGUGUGGCUUAGGGGCCAUCUCAAGGUACAGGGAAUGUGUGGGUCAGGUCGGUGGGAGAGUUAUACGACUCAAAGAGCCCACCUGUCCUGGACAAAAACAUGAAUUUGUUCAAUGUAAUACUCAGGUAUGUCCAGAUGAUAGUGGUGGAAAUGCUGACUAUUUAUCCGAGCAAUGUACGAAACACAACAGCUUUUUCCUUGGGUCGCAGCAAUACACAUGGGUACCUUAUAAGCCUUCUGGGGUCAGCAACCCUUGCCAGCUCGUAUGUAUGUCAAAGAAGUAUAAGUUCUAUUAUAACUUUGGAAACGUCGUCGACGGAACCCCGUGUGGUGCUAAAAAAGUCUGUGUGAGAGGCAGCUGUCUGUCGACUGGAUGUGAUGGUAAGAUAGGUUCUGACGAGGAGGUUGACCAAUGUAUGGUUUGCGGAGGUCGCAACUUGACGUGUCUUCACAUUAAAGGGCAGUUCACACAGAAACUUCCAGGACCAGAGACAGAUUACUAUGGUUACAACGAGAUAGCAACAAUCCCCGCUGGUGCUACGUAUAUCAACAUAACAGACAAACACAAAAAUAUAUAUAUUGCGAUUCAAAAAGAAAACAAAGACUUUGUAAUAAAUGGUGACAGAAAAAUUGAUUACCCCGGGAAGUAUUCGACGGUGGGUACAACUCUCUAUUACGACCGGGCUUGGGACUCCUCGGAAAACCUCCAUGCCAAAGGUCCAACAACAGAGAUGCUCUACGUCAAGGUCUUGGUUAGUAGUAGAGAGAAAAUCAACCCGGGCAUCACAUACGAAUACUGGAUCCACAAAGACAAAUACCCCAACGACCUUGACCCCGUGAAGAACACAUUCACGGACAAUGACAUUUACAAACCAACUUAUACAAAACCGCCAACAAAACCUACCAAGGUUGACGAUAAGCUGACAACGGCCAGGGCAGUUGGCCAUCCACCUUAUAAAGAGAACACUGUUGAUAAGUCAGUGAGAAACUCCAGGACAAAAUACAGAAAACAUGGUUCAGCAACAUCACGUGACUUGAAAAGACAGGCGAGAAUAGCGUCGCGGAAGUACUGUCCGAAGUGCAGAAGAGUAAAAGGCAGGAAAACCAAUUUCUGUCCAAGUGACUUUGUUCUAAUGGGGCAUGUCUUAUCAACACGAGUCAUCAAUGACAAUGAAACUCAAAUUGAUUUUGAAGUAAAACAAUCAUAUAGAAAUACAAUUCAUAUACUACACAGAGAGUUCAUAUGGGUAACAAAUGUGUGCAACUGCCCAAAGUUACGUGCUGGACAAGACUAUGUAAUCAUGGGCAAGUCCGUGAUAAGGAACCGCGAGGGACGGUUGGAGUUAGAAUCUAAUAGUUAUGUAAGGAAGUAUAAUCAAAAGGAAGGAUCAAGAUUGGAAAAAAUGAUGAAGAAAAAGAACUAUUGUAAGAAAUUCUACCAAAAAGCAGAUCUGUCCAAGAAAACACCUAACUCCAUUGGUUGAUACAUGAUGUACAAGAUAUAUGGGAUCACGUGAACCAUUUUGUUUUAGUGCCCUGAGUUAGACAGUUCCAUGCACGUGGAAACGUGCAAUUAUAAAUGUAUGAUAUACAUAUUAUUUAUUUAUAAAAACUGCUAUAUAAUGUGCAAAUUUCGUAAUUUUUAUACUUCACCUUGAAAACAUACCUCACGAUAAUAAAAUGUGUUUAAUAGUUUAGUUAUGUAGCUUGUUUGUGUUGUUAUAACAGCGUGAAUGACUGCUGAG
Molecule: messenger RNA, 2165 nt
Organism: Owenia fusiformis
Lineage: Eukaryota; Metazoa; Annelida; Polychaeta; Sabellida; Oweniidae
Source: the annotation of a GenBank genome assembly